ACGAUCGUGGCUGCGCUCGCAGCCGAACACUCUCACUAAGCUAAAAUCUCGCCGUCAUCCAUGGGGCUCUUCUCAUCGAAAAGUGUGGAGGGACGUGUCACAUGGCAUUUUACUAACGGUGCCGAGGGCGUCUGGACCGGUACAUGCAGAAGAGGCCGGACGGUCAUCCCUUACCGGGUCCAGAAAUGUCGUAGCCAAGUUAACCUGCACAAUAUUAAUGACACUAUCGCGGGAUUCCUGUGCAAUCAGCCUCAUGCAAUCCUGCGGGAACAACAAUUUCAAAAUAUAACUCCUUCAAUUUCGAACAGCUUGUGAUUCUGCGUAUCCCUACCUCGUCCAACCCGGCUCCCUUUUCCAUGCGGGGAGGAAUUUUGACUGAAGAUGACCUGGAGAAGUACUUCACAUUCGGAGAGUGUCCAAGGACAAGUUUCGUAGUACCGCCGCCUUCCUCCAGUUACGAUCGGCAGCAGCCACACUCCACCACCCUCGGUGUGGGAGGGCCAUCUCUCACAAGCCGAUGCUCCAGUGGACCUCCCUCGUAUGAUCAAUGGGUCUACCGGAUACCUGAGAUUCAGCAAGUACCAUCAGGAUCCAGACCGGGCCUUUCAUGUUGCACUACAAUUGUUGACCCAGAUCCAAUGUCAGAAGCAAACUUAUGGACGCGGAUGGUAUCACGCCCGUCAUUGAAACGCUCUCGACGGCCCAUGAACUACGACAUGCAGCAAGAUGUUCUUAACAUCGUGCGGAUUGAUGACUCAUUGAGUGCAGAGAGUGUGACAGUGGUGGAGAUACCGAGUUCUAUGUCGAAGCCAGCAUCAUACUCCGGAAAUAAACCGUCGACGAUAACAAUGGGCGCCUGUAGUGAAGAAUCAAUAAAGUCUGUCCAAUCUGACUCUCCACAUUUUCUAGGAUGGGUUUCCGAAGCGAAAUCCGAUGGGAGGGGCGAAGGGAUCGAGAAACAAGAAUCCUCCAAUACUUGCUUCCUACCAAAGCUACGCCUAAAAACAGCAUGGAAUCGACUGCGCCGUUGGACGACUACUGCACUCAGGGACAUGAAGAGUCGCACUGCGCGUUUAUCAUUAGCUACUCGACCAAUCAGUCUGGCCGGUUGCUCAGAUCUUGAACAUGACAUCUGGAGAUACCCUCAAGGAAAGGACGUCAGAGGACAAACGAAUUGACCGAUGCUGACCAGAUCACGACAUAACGAACAAUUCUCAUAUCAGUGCCUGUGGACAUUCUACAUCUUUGGAUAAUGGACACUUACUCUCAUCACGAACAAAAUGUAUGAUAAUGGAUUUAGUAGCGAUAUAAGACUGUACCUGUACUCUCGAGCGUGCCAGACUAGAGCAACGUAUGUCACCAUCUCAGGAUAUGACGAACCGUUCCCUAUAGCAACUGGAAUAGCAGCAAUGGCCUGCUCUGCGGAGACGACAUAGCAUAAAGAGCUAUGAUGCCUCACUAUGGUAGAGUUCUUUUAUACAAUCCGGAAGAGUUCCGUGUCUAUUUGGGUAGCACUGGGACACGGGUAUAGUGCUCAGAUUCUUGGCUACUUUGUCUCUGUUCGUGAGGUUCGGUUCAUC
This is a messenger RNA of Suillus fuscotomentosus, 1580 nucleotides long. RefSeq lists its product as uncharacterized. The coding region runs from base 357 to 1178 and encodes 273 amino acids. The transcript has 6 exons. The record is from RefSeq and is a predicted model, not a curated record. Lineage: Eukaryota; Fungi; Basidiomycota; Agaricomycetes; Boletales; Suillaceae.